Pongo pygmaeus (Bornean orangutan) is the source of this 10477-nucleotide messenger RNA. It is a transcript of the gene YLPM1, whose product is annotated as YLP motif containing 1. Bases 177 to 6350 code for a protein of 2057 amino acids. The record is from RefSeq and is a predicted model, not a curated record. Lineage: Eukaryota; Metazoa; Chordata; Mammalia; Primates; Hominidae. The transcript has 19 exons. Gene Ontology annotation, biological process: regulation of telomere maintenance. Gene Ontology annotation, cellular component: nucleus.
GCCUUCCCGGUCGCGGGCCCAGCUCGGGAGCGCCGGCGCACUGGCGCGCUCCGUUUACACGCUCCGGGGCCUGUAGGCGCCGCGAGUUCCGGCUGUCGCCGUCGCCGCCGCGGCUCCUGGAGGUCGGUUGCGACGAGUAACGGCGCUAGGACGAGCUCUGCGCCUUCUUUUUCGAUAUGUACCCGAAUUGGGGCCGGUAUGGCGGGAGCAGCCACUAUCCGCCGCCGCCGGUCCCACCGCCGCCGCCAGUGGCGCUUCCUGAGGCCUCGCCGGGGCCCGGGUACUCGAGCUCGACGACUCCCGCGGCCCCCUCCUCCUCGGGCUUCAUGAGCUUCCGCGAACAGCACUUGGCGCAGCUCCAGCAGCUGCAGCAGAUGCACCAGAAGCAAAUGCAGUGCGUGCUUCAGCCCCACCACCUUCCUCCGCCCCCCCUGCCGCCCCCGCCAGUGAUGCCGGGGGGCGGCUACGGAGACUGGCAGCCGCCACCGCCACCGAUGCCCCCGCCACCCGGGCCGGCCCUCAGCUAUCAGAAGCAGCAGCAGUACAAACACCAGAUGCUCCACCACCAACGAGACGGGCCUCCUGGUUUGGUUCCAAUGGAGCUAGAAUCCCCCCCUGAAUCUCCGCCUGUGCCGCCCGGGUCCUAUAUGCCCCCAUCUCAGUCUUACAUGCCCCCACCUCAGCCGCCACCCUCUUACUACCCCCCGACCUCAUCUCAGCCCUACCUGCCUCCUGCUCAGCCGUCCCCUUCGCAGUCCCCACCUUCCCAAUCCUACCUGGCGCCCACCCCUUCUUACUCAUCCUCCUCCUCUUCCUCGCAAUCCUAUUUGAGCCAUUCCCAGUCCUACUUGCCCUCUUCUCAGGCAUCUCCUUCCCGCCCCUCCCAGGGCCAUUCUAAAUCCCAACUACUAGCUCCACCACCACCGUCCGCCCCCCCUGGAAAUAAGACAACUGUCCAGCAAGAGCCUUUGGAGAGUGGGGCCAAAAACAAGAGUGCUGAACAGCAGCAAGCCGCCCCUGAGCCAGAUCCCUCUACGAUGACUCCACAGGAACAGCAGCAGUAUUGGUAUCGACAGCACUUGCUUAGUUUGCAACAGAGGACAAAAGUUCAUUUGCCAGGACACAAAAAGGGUCCUGUGGUAGCAAAGGAUACACCAGAGCCGGUAAAAGAAGAAGUUACAGUACCUGCCACCAGUCAAGUUCCAGAAUCUCCUUCUUCUGAGGAGCCCCCAUUGCCACCUCCAAAUGAGGAAGUGCCACCUCCUCUCCCACCUGAGGAACCCCAGUCCGAGGACCCAGAAGAAGAUGCCAGGUUAAAGCAGUUGCAGGCUGCAGCAGCACACUGGCAGCAGCACCAGCAGCAUCGAGUCGGUUUCCAGUAUCAGGGAAUAAUGCAGAAGCACACUCAGUUACAGCAGAUUCUACAACAGUAUCAGCAGAUUAUACAGCCCCCACCACAUAUACAGACCAUGUCUGUAGAUAUGCAGCUGCGGCAUUAUGAGAUGCAGCAGCAACAGUUUCAACAUCUUUACCAAGAAUGGGAGCGAGAGUUUCAGCUAUGGGAGGAACAACUCCAUUCCUAUCCUCAUAAAGAUCAGCUUCAGGAGUAUGAGAAGCAGUGGAAAACAUGGCAGGGACAUAUGAAAGCCACUCAGAGCUAUCUCCAGGAGAAAGUCAAUUCAUUUCAGAACAUGAAGAACCAGUAUAUGGGGAACAUGUCAAUGCCACCUCCUUUUGUUCCAUAUUCUCAGAUGCCUCCACCUCUACCUACAAUGCCCCCUCCAGUGUUGCCUCCUUCAUUGCCACCACCAGUGAUGCCCCCUGCCCUCCCUGCUACAGUGCCACCACCUGGCAUGCCCCCACCUGUUAUGCCACCUUCUCUACCAACCUCUGUUCCCCCACCAGGGAUGCCUCCUUCUCUCUCUUCUGCAGGGCCACCACCAGUUCUCCCCCCACCUUCCCUGUCUUCUGCAGGGCCACCACCAGUUCUUCCCCCACCAUCUCUCUCUUCAACAGCACCUCCACCUGUCAUGCCCCUCCCACCAUUGUCUUCAGCUACACCUCCUCCAGGAAUACCUCCCCCUGGAGUUCCACAAGGGAUACCUCCUCAGUUAACAGCAGCCCCAGUUCCACCAGCCUCCAGUUCACAGAGCUCGCAAGUUCCAGAGAAAGCUAGACCAGCACUGCUUCCUACUCCUGUGUCUUUUGGUUCUGCCCCACCCACAACUUACCAUCCUCCAUUGCAAUCAGCUGGUCCAUCAGAACAAGUGAAUUCAAAAGCUCCUUUGAGCAAGUCUGCUCUGCCAUACAGUUCGUUCUCAUCUGAUCAAGGACUUGGGGAGUCUUCAGCUGCUCCAUCUCAGCCAAUCACUGCAGUGAAGGACAUGCCAGUGAGAUCAGGUGGCCUGCUUCCAGAUCCUCCUAGAAGUAGUUACUUGGAAAGUCCAAGAGGCCCAAGAUUUGAUGGUCCUCGAAGAUUUGAGGAUUUAGGGUCAAGGUGUGAAGGACCGAGACCCAAAGGGCCUCGUUUUGAAGGAAAUCGCCCCGAUGGGCCAAGACCCAGAUAUGAAGGUCACCCAGCAGAGGGCACUAAAAGCAAAUGGGGAAUGAUUCCCCGGGGGCCAGCAUCUCAAUUUUAUAUUACCCCCAGUACAUCCCUAAGUCCUCGACAGAGUGGACCACAGUGGAAAGGCCCCAAACCAGCUUUUGGACAGCAGCAUCAGCAGCAACCUAAGUCACAAGCAGAACCUCUUUCAGGAAACAAAGAACCAUUAGCAGACACCAGUAGUAACCAGCAGAAGAAUUUUAAAAUGCAAUCAGCUGCAUUUUCCAUUGCUGCAGAUGUAAAGGAUGUCAAGGCGGCUCAGUCAAAUGAGAAUCUAAGCGACUCUCAACAAGAGCCACCUAAAAGCGAAGUCUCGGAAGGGCCCGUAGAGCCCUCUGAUUGGGACCAGAAUGCUCAAAGUAUGGAGACUCAAAUCGACAAAGCCCAAGCUGUUACUCAGCCUGUACCCCUUGCGAAUAAGCCUGUACCUGCUCAAUCUACUUUUCCUUCAAAAACAGGGGGGAUGGAGGGAGGAACAGCAGUAGCAACAUCAUCAUUAACAGCAGAUAAUGAUUUUAAACCUGUGGGUAUUGGUCUACCCCAUUCAGAAAACAACCAAGAUAAAGGCCUGCCUCGGCCAGAUAAUAGAGAUAAUAGAUUAGAAGGCAAUAGAGGCAGCAGCUCAUCUUACAGAGGUCCUGGGCAAAGCAGAAUGGAAGACACACGAGAUAAAGGUCUAGUAAACAGAGGUCGCGGCCAGGCAAUCAGUCGAGGCCCAGGAUUGGUCAAGCAAGAAGACUUUCGGGAUAAAAUGAUGGGUAGAAGAGAAGACAGUCGAGAGAAGAUGAACAGAGGAGAAGGUAGCCGGGACAGAGGGUUGGUGAGGCCUGGAAGCAGUCGGGAGAAAGUGCCAGGUGGUCUGCAAGGGAGCCAGGACAGGGGUGGAGCUGGCAGCCGAGAAAGGGGACCACCUCGGAGGGCUGGCAGUCAGGAGAGAGGACCUCUUCGAAGGGCUGGGAGUAGAGAGAGAGUACCACCCCGAAGAGCUGGGAGCAGGGAGAGAGGACCACCUCGAGGGCCUGGCAGUCGAGAAAGGGGACUGGGAAGAUCAGAUUUUGGUCGUGAUAGAGGUCCAUUCAGACCAGAACCAGGAGAUGGUGGGGAAAAAAUGUAUCCAUAUCACCGAGAUGAGCCUCCUAGGGCUCCAUGGAAUCAUGGAGAAGAGCGAGGGCAUGAAGAGUUUCCAUUAGAUGGUAGAAAUGCUCCAGUGGAACGAGAAAGACUCGAUGACUGGGAUAGAGAGAGAUACUGGAGAGAAUGUGAACGUGACUAUCAAGAUGAUACACUAGAGCUCUAUAACAGAGAGGACAGGUUCUCAGCACCACCAUCUCGGUCUCAUGAUGGAGAUAGGCGAGGCCCUUGGUGGGAUGAUUGGGAGAGAGACCAGGAUAUGGAUGAGGACUACAAUAGGGAAAUGGACAGGGACAUGGACAGGGAUGUGGAUCGGAUUGGAAGACCUAUGGAUAUGUAUGAUAGAAAUUUGGAUAAUGAGUGGGACAGAGAUUAUGGGAGACCACUGGAUGAACAAGAAUCACAGUUUCGUGAACGGGAUAUUCCAUCUCUUCCACCUUUACCGCCCCUCCCACCUCUUCCACCUUUGGAUAGAUAUCGGGAUGAUAGAUGGAGAGAAGAAAGAAAUCGAGACCAUGGGUAUGAUCGAGAUUUCCGUGAUAGGGGUGAGUUGAGGAUUCGAGAGUAUCCAGAAAGAGGAGAUACAUGGCGGGAAAAGCGAGAUUAUGUUCCUGACAGAAUGGACUGGGAAAGAGAACGGUUGUCAGACAGAUGGUACCCAUCUGAUGUGGAUAGACAUUCCCCCAUGGCGGAACAUAUGCCCUCCUCACAUCAUUCCUCAGAAAUGAUGGGGUCCGAUGCAAGCUUAGACUCUGACCAAGGCCUUGGAGGGGUAAUGGUUCUCAGUCAGAGGCAGCAUGAAAUCAUUUUGAAAGCUGCACAAGAACUGAAAAUGCUUCGGGAACAGAAAGAACAGCUUCAAAAGAUGAAAGACUUUGGGUCUGAGCCACAGAUGACUGACCAUCUACCACCUCAGGAAUCAAGAUUGCAGAAUACAUCUUCAAGACCUGGAAUGUAUCCGCCUCCAGGGUCCUAUAGACCUCCCCCUCCUAUGGGCAAACCACCAGGUUCAAUUGUAAGACCCUCUGCUCCACCAGCAAGAUCAUCUGUUCCUGUGACCAGGCCACCUGUCCCAAUACCACCACCUCCACCUCCUCCACCUCUACCUCCUCCUCCUCCAGUGAUAAAGCCACAAACUUCAGCUGUAGAACAGGAACGAUGGGAUGAAGAUUCUUUCUAUGGGCUCUGGGAUACAAAUGAUGAACAAGGACUGAAUUCAGAAUUUAAGUCAGAAACUGCAGCAAUUCCAUCUGCUCCAGUAUUACCACCCCCACCUGUUCACUCUUCCAUUCCCCCUCCUGGCCCAGUGCCUAUGGGUAUGCCACCAAUGUCCAAGCCACCACCAGUACAACAGACUGUUGAUUAUGGCCAUGGCCGAGAUAUAUCCACUAAUAAAGUUGAACAGAUACCUUAUGGAGAAAGAAUAACUCUACGCCCAGAUCCACUACCUGAAAGAUCAACUUUUGAGACAGAGCAUGCAGGCCAACGUGAUCGUUAUGAUAGAGAAAGAGAUCGUGAGCCUUAUUUUGAUCGUCAAAGUAAUGUCAUAGCAGAUCAUCGAGAUUUUAAAAGGGAUCGUGAGACACAUAGAGAUCGAGACCGGGAUCGUGGUGUUAUUGACUAUGACCGGGAUCGAUUUGACAGAGAACGCCGACCCCGAGAUGAUAGAGCUCAGUCAUAUCGAGACAAAAAAGACCAUUCCUCAUCCAGAAGAGGGGGUUUUGAUAGGCCGUCCUAUGACCGGAAGUCUGACCGACCAGUCUAUGAAGGACCAUCCAUGUUUGGAGGAGAACGAAGGACUUAUCCUGAGGAGCGAAUGCCUCUGCCAGCUCCUUCACUGAGCCACCAGCCACCUCCAGCUCCACGAGUCGAGAAGAAGCCUGAAUCAAAGAAUGUGGACGAUAUUUUGAAACCACCGGGCCGGGAGAGCAGACCUGAGAGAAUUGUUGUUAUAAUGAGAGGGUUACCUGGCAGUGGAAAGACACAUGUUGCAAAACUUAUUCGAGAUAAGGAGGUAGAAUUUGGAGGACCUGCACCCAGAGUUCUAAGCCUGGAUGAUUACUUCAUCACUGAAGUGGAAAAAGAAGAAAAAGAUCCAGAUUCUGGAAAGAAAGUGAAAAAGAAGGUAAUGGAAUAUGAAUAUGAAGCUGAGAUGGAGGAGACUUACCGCACCAGCAUGUUCAAAACUUUCAAAAAGACUCUGGAUGAUGGCUUUUUUCCCUUCAUCAUCCUGGAUGCCAUCAAUGACAGAGUUAGGCAUUUUGACCAGUUUUGGAGUGCAGCAAAAACCAAGGGAUUUGAGGUAUAUUUGGCUGAAAUGAGUGCAGAUAACCAGACUUGUGGCAAGAGAAAUAUUCAUGGAAGAAAGCUUAAAGAAAUAAAUAAGAUGGCUGAUCACUGGGAAACUGCACCUCGUCACAUGAUGCGUCUAGAUAUUCGUUCUUUGCUGCAAGAUGCUGCUAUUGAAGAGGUAGAGAUGGAAGAUUUUGAUGCAAAUAUCGAAGAACAGAAAGAAGAAAAGAAAGAUGCAGAGGAAGAGGAAAGCGAACUGGGUUACAUUCCGAAAAGCAAAUGGGAGAUGGACACAUCUGAGGCAAAGCUAGGAAGGAUCUGAGUCUCUCCCUGCGGAGACAGCCCUGAAGAACUCCUGUAACGUCAAGCUGGCAAUUUCCAAGAAGCAAUCUGGAACCUGCAUUUCCAAAGAGACCCACAAGAAAGAAAAGACGUGAUGCUGGGAAGCACUGGUGCCAGAGCCCUCACUGGCGGAUGCUGCCUGUUUCUUGGGUAGUGGGCUAGGAGCAUCCCUGCUCUAGCGGCCCCUGAUUCUGCAACCCUAGGAAUCCUCUGCUCCCUCAUCAGACACAAACCUUGAUAAGACAGCUCCAAUGAGAAAGCCCUGGGAGAAGGUGAAUUAAGGACACUUCCUUUGUAGGAGGAGCUGAUCCUGCUAAUGGGUGACUUUUUAUUAAGCAGGUCAGAAAAUCUUACUGAAAGUAAAUCUGUGGCUCAAAGAGACUUUGGUAUUCUUUUCCCUAGCACUAACUGGAAAGGAGUGCCCCCAAGCUUCUGACUGUCAUACCGCAUUCCACUGCCUUUUGGGCUGGGUCUGAAGAGCUUACUCUCCUGCUUUCAGAGCCGGUUGACAGGGGUGCUGUUCUAGAAUCCUAACCCAGACUGGCACCAUGAAUGAUGGGUUGCCCCACCGCCAAGCUCCAAACCCAGCUUGGCUUGGGGCUUGCCGCCACUGCAGGUCAAAUGACCACCCUAUGUGGAAAGAUGCAGCAGUGCUGCCUGUCCCAUACUGACCCUGACCCCUUGAGCCUCAGAAAGGGAGACACGGACAAUUUUCCCCACAGGUAGUCUUAGCUUUCCAAACAUAUUCUGACUGACCAGUCAACAAGUGGAUGACCGCAGUUCUUGUAUUUUUUGGAGGCAUCAAUAAACCACUCUGUGAUCACAGUCAAGGGAGAAAUCAAGAAGAGGGAAGUGUAAUCUGUGACCAGAUAUACCCGGCACCUGCAGAAUCAGAUGCCAGCCUAACAGCUGUCAGCUGUGCAUGAGGCAACAUGCGUCUCUUGAUUAGGAAUGUGCACCAGUGACACCUAAGCUCACCCUUCACUGACGCUUUACCUCUGAGGUGCCACCAGUGUGCCUUCAUAGGGAUCCCCGAGGGACUGAGCUUGAGUGUUGUUUAUUGUUAUUUCCAGGAAGGAUUUGAGGUGACUUGCUAUGGAAGGCCCACUGAUACAUUUUCAAGGGAAAAUACAGAUAAGAAUCAAAUCAUGAAAAGCACAGAAAUUGUUGAGAAAACCUAGGCCAAGACUAGCUGCCACAACUGAGCUCAGCAUUCAGUCCUGAGCCUCCUGGCACUAAGGCAAAAAGUUCAGUAAGUUAUGUAACUUGAUAAUGACAGGGUAUUCAGUCUAAGAUGGUGUAAUACCUGGCAGACCUCUCACUAAGCUUCAGAAUGAAGACUGGCUGUAGACUCAGUUUGCUGCUUCCACCUGUUGCCAAAGUGAAGCUGUUGAGGCUGUAAUCUUUGUGGAUGAUACAGAGAUUGGCCCAGGCUGCCCUGGCUCUCAGUAACUUAAGGAGACACAGAAGGGGGAUCUUUCCUAAAACUCGAAUCAUGUAGGGAAGACACUCAUCAGAUCUCAUGGGAACCCAGUACAUGGUCUUACCUCAAAGUCAUUUCCCUUGUUAUAGUGCAUAUUGAGAGCUCGAAAAAGUUCUGAAUUGCGGAGAACCACCAGCAUUUUGGGAUUUGUGACACCAUCUGAAAUUGCUUGCCGGGCAGAUUUUUCCAUUUGGAUGUAAUAAAACUCACGAAAGUUGCUGAACCACUUGAUCAUCUGGGAGGUAAUGCAGCGGUUGAACUGUACAAACAAGAAGUCCAUCCAGUCAGACAUUUGCCUCUAGGUGCUCAGAAUUACAACUGUCUGCUUCCAGCUCAGUAUAGGGGUUCAGAUACAUGGCUUUAACCAGCAUUAACAGGGGCUUCCUUUAAAAAAAGAAGCAAAGCCACCACUAUUUUCCAAGCCUAUUUAGUUAUACUCAGAAAAAUCUAAAUUAGCUACAGUGCCCAUUAGAACAUAACUUUUUUUUGAUAUGCUAGAUUUAUGAGGGUUGUUUUACCCAUGAAAAGCUUUUUCUGGUGUUUGAGUGGGACUUAGGGGUCAAGACCAGCGCGGUGCCAGAUUUUGCUGCACCCAGGUGGACUGCAUGGCAGGCCUGGGGCCUUCCACCUGGAUAAAGGGCCAAGGGAAGGGCAAGGUGUAGGUCAGGGAGCAGUUUAUUAGCAACUUUGAAUUGUGGAAUGAAUUGAAAUCAAAAUCAGAGGUUGCUUCAGGGAUCAACCAACCAACUGAAUAUGAGGGAAAGAAAAGCUUGAAUGAUGUAGACCAAAAGUAUUAACAGCCCGUAACCCAACAUCCAAGGUAAAGGAGGCCCUCAGAAACCUUUUAUGGGAACAGGGGAGGUCUGGUCCCAACAAUUAGUUUGAUUUUCCUUAUUGUCACACUUCAUCUGUAUGUACGUUCACUCAGUUUUGAACUAUAGCAAUUUGAACAUAAAUUUGACAGUGUCUGACACUCUCUCUCUCUCUGCCUCUCUCUCUCUCUAUUUUUUGUUUGUUUGUUUUUGUGUGUUUUUUUUGAGAUGGAGUCUCGCUCUGUCGCCCAGGUUGGAGUGCGGUGGUGCGAUCUCUGUUCACUGCAACAUCCGCCUCCCGGGUUCAAGUGAUUCUCCUGCCUCAGCCUCCGAGUAGCUGGGAUUACAGGCGCACGCCACCACGCCAGCUAGUUUUUGUAUUUUUAGUAGAGACGGGGUUUUACCAUGUUGGUCAGGCUGGUCUCGAACUCCUGACCUCAGGUCAUCUGCCCACCUCGGCCUCCCAAAGUGCUGGGAUUAGAGGCAUGAGCCACUGCGCCUGGCCUAUAUUUUAUUUUUCAUAGUGUCCCCAGCCAAGGCAGAAAACUAGCCAUAAAGGCCACUAACUAGUGUUUCUGUUUCCCUCUACUUUUCCUGCCCAUGUGUUUCUGUUUUGGGGAUUAUCUACAGCUCAGUAGCUUAAGAAUUUAGACAGCCAGCCUUUCUAGCCUAAAGUUAUUCAUGGUUAUUUGGGUAGAGUCUCAGCCCAGAACUGGACAUUGCACAGCUUCCAUCAACAACACUAAGGGGAGCUUGAAGUGCACAUAUGAUGACCUAGGACUUGCCUCACACCAGGCGAAACACACUGCCACUUGGGAGUUCUGCAGAAGCUGCCAUUUAGUUGAGUGACUUUACCUGAACAUCAGGAAAAUAAGCCUUCAGGAGGUUGGAGCUGGGAUAUCGUGUGAAGAAAAACAUUAGUUUGGCCUUCUUCAAGUGACCAGGGUUUAGACCCUCCUGGAUUUAUCUCAGUGUCAAGGAAAAUGAACACUUUAAAAUGCCAAUUUAUCAAUUAACUAGUGAAUUCCUUGUUCCUGUGGUUUCUAUUUGAUUUCAUUUUGUUUUUCUGAUUGGAAUUGUGUAUUUGCUCCAUUUUUCUGUCUCUGGAAACUGUUCAAGUAAGCUGGAUGACAUAUGUGUACAGUUAAGUCACAGAAUGUAAAAAUCAUCUCGAUGUGGAAAAGUUAUGUAGCACAGAUGAUGUCAAAUACAGGUUGGUGUAUUGUGUGUGUGUGUGUGUGUGUGUGUGUGUGUGUGUGUGUGUGUGGUGUCGGAGUGGGAUGGGAAGAGAUGGCAGUUCUAUCCCAGAUAAACCAUUUCAAAACCCCAAGCAGAGAUUUACUUCCCCUCUCUGCCUCAGUUUCCUCAGCUGUAAAACAAGAAGAGUAAACUAGGUGGUCCUUAUUCUGGCUGUCACUUUUAUCAUUGCCUUCGCAGUGUUGCCUUUAUAACCAGCAAACAUCUAAGCAGGCUGAGUACCAGCUCAUAUUUUGCUCUUGCUCAAGAAGCUUGAAUGGUUGGGCGGCACCCCCUCUCCAUUUGCCUGGCAGAACUAUCCCUCAUCAUUUAGGUCUCAGCUCAGAAGCUCCCACCUCUGUUAAACUCUUGCCAAAUUAAGCCUUUCUUACCCUGGGCUAUGAAGACUCUUUGUACAAACGGUUGCAGCAAUGACCUUAUUGGAAUUUUUACUGCAUGUUUGUCUCCUCGUCUAGACUGUGAGCUCCUUGAGAGUGAGGACCUUAUCUUUUCAUCUUUGUGCCUAGCCCAGUGCUAGGAACACAGUAGGUGCUCAAUAAAUAUUUGUUGUGUGAA